This is a messenger RNA of Musca domestica (house fly), 6378 nucleotides long. RefSeq names its product tumor necrosis factor alpha-induced protein 8-like protein (gene sigmar). Gene Ontology annotation, cellular component: cytoplasm. The record is from RefSeq and is a predicted model, not a curated record. The coding region runs from base 2883 to 4274 and encodes 463 amino acids. The transcript is spliced from 2 exons. Gene Ontology annotation, biological process: regulation of apoptotic process. NCBI's taxonomy places the organism in Eukaryota, Metazoa, Arthropoda, Insecta, Diptera, Muscidae.
AGCGUUUUUUUUUUUUAAUUUCGACGAUUUUAAAAUUAUUUUGAUGUGGACAGCUUUGUAAAAUGAACGGCGUUAACAUUUUCAGUCGACGUCAUAGCUUUAGUAGAAAUACAAAAUCAAAACAAGAGUUCCUUACAACUUUUUUAAUUGUGGUCCUGAAAUGUAUAAUCCUUAAUUAUUGGUAUAUUUAUUUAUCACAGUGAAGUGUACAAUUUCCCUCCGAAAUUAGUAGAUGUUUGCUUGUUUGCAGUAGCAAUAUUCCUACUACAAAAGACUAAGAAGUUUCCGAACCGCCCUCGUACUAUGGAUACGUAGAAAUUGUCGGGUAGAAAGCGGUGUACGUCAAAGGAUGGAAGAGCAAAUUCGGACUUAAAGUUUUGUUUGAAAGGUGACUAUAAAAAUCGAUUAAUGUCACAUCGAGUGUUCCGCAAGGAAGUCACCUUGGUCCUGUGCCUUCAAUUUGUCAACAACAUACUCAAUUCUAUAAAUUAUUCGAAAGUGCUUUUGUAUGCAGAUGAUAAAGUUAUUUAUUACUCAUAAUUAUGAAAAAAAAAACUUUUGGUCUUUUGAUGGAUCCAAAAUUAAAUUUUAAUAGUCAUGAAAUAACAAUGAAAAAUAAAGCUAUUGAUAUUUUAGGUUAAGUAAAACGAUUAGCCAAAUUAUUUUCUGAUCCACAUAUAACUCCUUGUUUAACUCUACGUAUCUCGACUUCUUGUUUCUAAACUCUAUGUACGACUGGCGUCCACAAAUGUAGUUUACAAUCCAACGUUUCAAACUUGGCCGGAGGCGGUGCGUUCAAUGUCCACGAACACUGUAGAGAUUCCGUCAGGACCAAUCGCUUUGGAUGAAUCUGCGUUUCUGAAGACAUGUGUAUUAUCUUCUAACGUAAAUUGUAGUGGUACUUCCUCGGCUGGAUUCUUUCGUAGGAUUCUUCUCUUAGCCUUGUCACUCUCGGGUGCUCUAUGAAUUGCCGGUUGAAAUAACACGCACACCUCUUCGGAUCUGUCUUCUACGCAUUUAAAUGGGACAGAUGUCCGAUCAUCCUUUUUUCCAGGGUUCGACAGCGACUUAACCGUCGCUCACAAUUUACUCGAUCCGUUACUGAUGUUCUAUCCACUUUUUCCGCUUAUGCUCACCGACUAACCUGUUUACCUCCAGAGUAAGUUCCCUGACUCUGGGGUUAUUAGGGUUAGUACGGCGAAGCUCAUCUCGCUCAUUUGCAAAUCCGCCUGUGUUUAAUUUAGAAUUGCAUUCAAAAUUGGUUUUUAUUGACCCCUGGUUUGGUCCUUAAUUAGUCGAUAAAAUGUACGCGCUACGGUUUAUUGCAACCUUGUGCUAGCGCCUUUGACAUUUUAACUACUAAUUACUUGUCACUUGUUUUGCCGCCUCCUUAAGACAUCAAGUAGUACUUCGCUGUCAUUCGGACAGACUACAUCGGCAAUAUCGUUUGCAAAGCACAUAUCGUUGUGUGUAGAAAGGCAUAUUGUUGCCAAAGGUAAUAUCGUUACCACCCACCAAACUAGCAAUAAAUAGUUCUAUAUAUUAAGAAAAACCUCUGUGUUUUAUUUCUUUUUAUAUUUCCCCCCUACGGUCCACUGCUCGACGCAUUCGGCGUUUUACUCCCAUCGGCGUAGCCCCUCUGAGCUAAACAUUGGUCAAUUCGAGCCAGAUUUGGAUCAUCGCUUGCGUAUGGAUACUUGGAUCCUCCAUAAAUAUACAGUCCAUUACUCCUGCAUUACAAGGUACGUAUAGUGCAGUGUUGUUUUUAAGUGAGCUCGCGUUAUUAAAUUACCGCGACACCAACAAAACAAUCGGUUUUGUUUGGGUACAAAGGUCGUUUUACAACGUCACCUCUUUCCCUUUUGUUUUGUUUCCCGCCAAUCGUCGGCUUCUAAUUUGGAUGCUUGUAUUCGGCAGCAUCAAAAUCAAAACAAAACUCAAAAGUAAAACUGUUGCAAAAAUCGUUCGCUAAUUUUCUUUUUGUUUUGGUUCGUUUCAAACAACAAAACAUUCAAUAUUUCUUUCGUUGAUACCAACAAAAACGUCGUCGUUGUUAUUUCUUAGUUUGGUGUGCUUUACUACGUAAAGCAAAGACCGCAAUAUUAUUCUUUUUGUUUGGUCUGUCCGCUGUAAUAUUGCAAAUUAUUGUUGUUACAUUUAUUCAUUUCUCUUGUUGUAACAACAGUCACAUUUCAAAUCGCAAACAACAACAACAACACUGUUUAAACCCCCACCGCUGUUUGCUUGCUUUGUCGUCGUUCUCUGAUCAGCACUUGUUGUUUGUGCUUUGUUAGAUCAGUGAACGAACAUAACAAACGAAGGAAGAAUAUUUUUGUGUAUUCCUCUUUCUGUCGUGUCCGUUUAGGUUGAGUAGCUACACUACGUUGGUCGGUCACUUUGGUUUGUUAUAUUAGUUGGCAUUGGGUGUAAACUUAAAGUUAUUAUUAAAGUUAAAUUAAUAUAAAUACUAUAGUGUAUUUAAUUUUUGUUGUUGUUUUCGAUCUUUUAAAAAUUAAUACACCCUAUAGGCGGUCAUUUUGGCUAAUUAAAUAAAUAAAAAUAAAAUUGUUAUUUUAUUUAUUUUUGUAUUUUUCCCCACAUUGGUUCGGCGUUUCUACAUUUAAUUAUGGCCUUCGCUCCUCUACAAACCUUCUUUAGAGCAUUGGACGCUCUAACAGAAUUUGGUGCACAAAUAGGUGCAAUAGAAGAUAAGGAUUUAGAUAUUAGUUUUUUUAGAGGAAAGGAAGAGCAAGUUAGAAAAACUAUGGCAAUCGGUAAAUAAAUCGUUGAGUAUCUUAGAAAAUUCGGAAAGUGUAGCAAAAGAACAUCUGCAUUUGGCAGAAAAUAAACACAACGCUUCUUUAAACAUUUAUUCAAGCACUAUGGCCACAAUUAAUAGAAAAAUUAUCAAAUAUCGGUGCAUAACAAGAAAUUCGAUUAAAAUUGCGGAUAAAAAUCAAGAGCAAUCGGCUCAAUUACUUUUGGCUCCUGAAUCGCAGGAUAAUAUGGCGACAAUUAAUUCUUCUGGUUGUGAUAUCGUUCACGACAUGGCAAUGCCCCCAAUCGAUAUUGAUAUUUUUGUGGGAGAUUUUUCUUCUUGGCCUUCCUUUCGGGAUUUGUUUAGCGUCAUUUAUAUAAAUAACUCCCGCUUGGGUGAUGUGCAGCGCCUGUAUUACUUGCUACAAAAGACUGCUGGUGAUGCAAGGGAAAUAGUUUCGCAAUUUCCUUUAACAAAUCGUGGAUUCGCUUUCCCUUGGAAAGCAUUAAAUGAUGAGUACGACAAUAUUCGAAUUUUGGUACAUCAUCAGUUGUCGUCGCUAUUUUGUCUUCCGGUUCUCGACAAGGAAACAAUCUCUGGUUUGAAAGAGAUUAGAUGUGGAAUUAAUCGUUGUAUAUCCUCAAUGUCGACCUAUAACGUUCCCACAGAUCAAUGGGAUCCGAUACUGGUAUAUCUUUGCCUUCAACGUUUACCGAAAGAAACGCAAAUGCUGUGGGAACAAGGUAUUAAAAACAAAGCGGCUCUUUCUUCGUGGAAAGAUUUAGACACCUUCCUUUCAGAAAGGAUAAACACGCUUGUGUGUUUGAAAAGUUAUCAAGAGAAAUCGAUUCCUUCGCCUAGUUCAGAUUCGUUAAAUACUGCUAGGAAUUCCCAUUCCAAAUGUUCAUCUUCCCCUUCAAUUGGAAAAUCAUGUUCUCUUUGUCGAGAUAAAUGCCAUCGACUUCAUUUUUGCUCAAAAUUUAAGGAAUUAUCCCCCGCAAAUAGGUUUGCAUUCGUCAAGCGCUACGAACAUUGUAUAAAUUGUUUGUCAAAGGCACAUAAACUAGUAAAUUGUACUAGUAAAAAUAGUUGUUGGAAAUGUGGUCAACGUCAUCACACGUUAUUACAUCGCGAGUCAUUAAAACCGAAUAGUUCGUUUCCGGUUCUGACUCCAAAGGCUUCGUCAAGCAUAGCAAAAUCGUUGUUGUCAGCUUCAGCCCCAGUUUUUCGUCCCUCGAAAUGUAUAUCCUCCACAUCGGUUGGAGUCGAAAAUCAAAAAUCUAAUUUUAAUGUUCGUUCAAAAUCGCUGUACAAAAUGUCUAAAAGCAACCUUAUUAAGUUUAUAAAAAUGCAUUUUUUGGAAGGUAGUCAUAAAGAGAAAUUGAAAGUUGCAAACAACGUUGUAGGACGACCUUCGCGUAAAAUCGGUCCCGCGACAUCUGCCGGUUUAUAUACCGACAUUGGCACAGGGUCUCAAUUGGAACCCCCCUCGAAUAUCGUUUCGGGAAACACUUAGCUCGAUUGAAGUCCGAAUCUGUAACUGCAGGUUCAUCUGCGGCUUCAAAGUAUUACAUAUCGUGUAUUAACAUAGCUUGAUUGAAGUCCGAAUCUGUUACUGCAGAUUCAACUGCGGCUUCAUAUUAUCGUUGUAGCGGAGAUGAAUCCCGAAUCUGUUACUGCAGAUUCAUCUGCGUUUCCAUUCCCUACAUUUUGUUCGAACAAAAAGCUCACACUGCACUAUGCAUCCAGUACCUACCAUCGGAACUUAUUUAGAUUUAGUUUAAUUAUGUUGAAACAUGAUUUGAUGUUUCAAGGGGGUCGGCAUGUUUGAUUUAGAAUUGCAUUCAAAAUUGGUUUUUAUUGACACCUGGUUUGGUCCUUAAUUAGUCGAUAAAAUGUACGCGCUACGGUUUAUUGCAACCUUGUGCUAGCGCCUUUGACAUUUCAACUACUAAUUACUUGUCACUUGUUUUGCCGCCUCCUUAAGACAUCAAGUAGUACUUCGCUGUCAUUCGGACAGACUACAUCGGCAAUAUCGUUUGCAAAGCACAUAUCGUUGUGUGUAGAAAGGCAUAUUGUUGCCAAAGGUAAUAUCGUUACCACCCACCAAACUAGCAAUAAAUAGUUCUAUAUAUUAAGAAAAACCUCUGUGUUUUAUUUCUUUUUAUAUUUCCCCCCUACGGUCCACUGCUCGACGCAUUCGGCGUUUUACUCCCAUCGGCGGAGCCCCUCUGAGCUAAACAUUGGGUUUUAUGUGAAGGUCGCUUUACAACACCCUGCAUCUGCUGGGAAAUUUGGUCUUAUUUCAGGUAUUCGACCAGCACGUAUAUAUCAAGCGGCUGCAGCUUUGAUGAUAUCCCGGAAACACUUAUCUGCUACCUGUACAUCAGAUGGCUUGGGCAGUUCUCUGAAGCGGCGAUUGGUAUAUUAUCUGAAUUCUUGCCAGUUGGCUUUCCAAUGGUUAAAGAAAGUGCAGCGUUCAGAGUCUAUGAAAUUGGAUGAGGAAUUAGACGUCACCGGCGCAUGCCGAUGGUUUCUCCUCCUCAAGAUUUGUACCUCACCGGAGUGCCAGGUUUGGUUUUUUCGAUGGGUUUUAGGAAUGACUCAGCUUUCUGAGUUGAGGUGGCGACUAUAAUGUGGAAGUGGUCUGAGCCUAGCGAAAUGACUAAUUGCCACGUUACAUCAUUCGUCAGACGUGGGAACACAAUGGAUCUGUCCGGCGAUCAGUGGCAGUUUCCCCUUAUUCUGGUGGGCGCGUCUUCAUUCACCGUGCAAAACGGGGAGCUAUCGAGUUGCUUAGACAGCGCCAUGGCCCUGUCCUCCACGGUACCCUUAUCCGAGAUUGCGUCGGCGAGCGCGCUCGCUCUCUUGAUAAUGUCGACCAGGAGAGAGGCAAGAUCCUUCUCAAGUGAACAUUUAGGCAGUAGCGGGUGGAUCUUUUCGAACUUCCUCACUGCUUGCAGGUUUGCCCUGAUUAGGGUCUUUUCCCUCUCCGUCACCUGAGAGAGGUCAAUGGAUUUUUUAUAAUAUUUUACUGACUGUCUGUAACCCUUCUUAGCAUUUACCUCUUUUGGUCCCGAGUCACUGCUGUUGAUAGAGAUGUUGGAGGGUAUACUACCCAUUUCAUCACCUUCCGCAUCCUGCACCAGGAGGUUAACCGCAUCCGCGCAUGCCGAUGGUUUCUCCUCCUCAAGAUUUGUACCCCUGUAAUGUUACGAUAAAUUAAUGCGUGUGAACUACCCUUGUAUUGAUCACCUGUAACUAGGCUGAGUAGAUCAGCUGAUUAACAGCUGUAGUUUUAAGGAUUGUUAUUGUUAUUUUUAAGGAUAUAUUAAGAAAACAAAAUCUAGGAUUAAGUACCGUUAUGUUUUAUAUAUAAGGACGAUGAAAUUGGAAAUAAAGUUCAGAAGUUAGAAAGAGCCUAAACCGGCUUUAAAACUUCAGUAAAAUUAAAAAAUCAAAAAGCUCUUUUUAUUGAGCUGGAAAUCGCUGGCAACUAGUUGUGCCUUCGAAAAUUUUAAAAAACAUAUUUUUCUGCCAAGUGGCGUUUGUAAGCGCCGGCAAACAAAUUGAGGCAGGGCCCAAUUUUCCACACACACAUACAUGUCUACACAAAAGAA